Sinocyclocheilus grahami is the source of this 2258-nucleotide messenger RNA. RefSeq names its product elongation of very long chain fatty acids protein 7-like. Gene Ontology annotation, biological process: fatty acid elongation, monounsaturated fatty acid; fatty acid elongation, polyunsaturated fatty acid; very long-chain fatty acid biosynthetic process. Bases 287 to 1153 code for a protein of 288 amino acids. Gene Ontology annotation, cellular component: endoplasmic reticulum; endoplasmic reticulum membrane. The transcript has 8 exons. The record is from RefSeq and is a predicted model, not a curated record. NCBI's taxonomy places the organism in Eukaryota, Metazoa, Chordata, Actinopteri, Cypriniformes, Cyprinidae. Gene Ontology annotation, molecular function: fatty acid elongase activity.
UCCUGAUGCGACAUUUGACCAAUCAGAGCCCUCAGUCUCGGAAUCAGGUGAACGUCUCCGCCCACCGCCCGCUCCUCUCAGUGAAGACGGAACUCCGGCGUCUGACAGUAAUUGAUGGAGGUCUUGUGGUCAAACCAUUAGCUUUUACUUUUUAAACUACUUUAACUGGACGAGAGGCAGAAGACGAGCGCCCUGGUGAACGCAGAGCGGGAGGACCUCGAGGUGUGCGUGAAAAUACAUAUCUGAACUUUUGUUUGUUUUGUCAAGGCUCUGACCACUGGCAGUGAUGGCGUUCCGUGAGUUCACAUCUACAGCUGCACAGCUGUAUGACAAGUGGAUGAAAGAUGCAGACCCCAGGACAGAAGACUGGCUGCUCAUGUCCUCGCCGCUGCCCCAAACAGUUAUUAUUGCAUUUUACAUCUACUUUGUGAUGUCACUGGGGCCCAGGUUAAUGGAGAACAGGAAACCGUUUGAUCUGAAGAGGGUCCUCAUCAUCUAUAAUUUCAGCGUUGUGGCUUAUUCUCUUUACAUGUGUUAUGAGUUUGUGAUGUCAGGCUGGGGAACAGGGUAUUCAUUCGGCUGUGAUCUAGUAGACUACUCUCGAUCGCCAAAAGCCAUGAGGAUGGCAUGGACUUGCUGGCUCUAUUACUUCUCCAAGUUUAUUGAGUUGUUUGACACAGUUUUCUUUGUGCUGAGGAAAAAGCACAAUCAGGUGACCUUCCUACAUGUCUUCCAUCAUUCCAUCAUGCCUUUCACUUGGUGGUUUGGAGUCCGGUUUUCUCCAGGUGGUUUGGGGACACUUCACGCCCCUCUAAACUGCAUCGUUCAUGUCAUCAUGUAUACUUACUAUGGAUUGUCAGCUCUGGGCCCUACAUACCAGAAGUUUUUCUGGUGGAAGAAGCAUUUGACUUCAAUACAGCUUAUCCAGUUUGUCAUCAUAACCUUACAUAUUAGCCAGUACUUCUUCAUGAAAGACUGUCCCUACCAGUACCCCGUAUUCAUCUACAUCAUUGCUCUGUAUGGCAUCAUCUUCCUCCUCCUCUUCCUCAACUUCUGGUACCACGCAUACACAAAAGGCAAAAGGCUUCCUAAAGGCCUGCAAAACACAACCAUGCAACAGAACAACAAUGACAUACACCCCAAGAAAGAAUAACUGGUGCUGUGUGACUAGCCAAUCAGCAGUGACAAUCUACCUAAAACCGCCUUUUGGCUACAUUUUUAUAAGACUAUUUAUAUGUACACCAUAACAUUUAUCUUGAUGCCCUGGGAAAAACUUUAUUGUACAGACUGUGUUGCAGUCUGGUCUGGAUCUUGCCUUUUACCCUCAGCUGGGCAUUUGAGUUGAACUCUGUGGGCUGCUCCUGUUUAUUCUCAUUUCCCUCAUUGUUUUCUGCAUACUGACGUGUUUCCCCUUUUUAUUUAAUGAGAUUAGAGUCGGAGAGUCAGAAGCCUCCCAGCUCCUCACUCAUGUCAGUCACAUCAUUUUCAUUGCCAUUUUAGACACCAUUUGUUGUGUUUAUAUAUUUAUGGCCCUGUUUUUGGCUAUAUCAGUAAAUAAGAUGAAAGAAGUGUUGGCAACUUUUUCUCCUCUUCCUUCAUAAAAAGCAGAACUGUCUGGAAAGAUCUACCACGUACACUAGGUGCUAGGUGUCUUUCACCCUUCACAUGUGACAUUGUGUGAAUGGUAGCAGUACUGCAACUGUCCUUGAAGGAACCGAUGCAUUGAACUCAUCUUGCACUAUUGGUGAAGAAGGACAGGAAUUUGGUUAUUUAUUUUAUUACAUGUCAUGUCGUCAUGAAUGUCUUAGGAUGUUUUUUUCUGGGACAGGUGCUUAAUUUUUGUACAAGGAAAUGUAUUAUGUUAACUUAAUAUUUAUGGAAAAAAAUUGCUGUAUUCACUUAAGUUGGUGUUUUUUUUUUUUUUUCUUCAUUUUAAUUUUUAACUGCAUUUUCUAAUGGACUGGCUGUACUUUGGGGAAUUUGCCCCCAGAAGUAGGCUAAACCUCUCAAAACCUCAGCACAUGUAGGGGUUUGGGGUAAUUUAUUGUAUUUGUUUAUCUUUAUGUAAAUACUAAAUAGUAGUCUGUUGUAUGUCUCCAUUGAGGGUUGUGUUUGUUUUAAAUGUAGAUGCAAGAUUACCCACUUAGAUAUUUCUCACCAUGAGAACACAGCUCCCCCAUGUGGAGUAAAACGUAGUAACAGUCUGGUUUACUAUGGGUCUGGGAAAUAUUUUGUAUAUUUUUAAAAUAAACACACAA